Molecule: messenger RNA, 3855 nt
Organism: Malania oleifera
Lineage: Eukaryota; Viridiplantae; Streptophyta; Magnoliopsida; Santalales; Ximeniaceae
Product: pentatricopeptide repeat-containing protein At5g65560-like
Exons: 4
Coding region: 222-2615 (797 amino acids)
Molecular function (GO): protein binding
Source: RefSeq, a predicted model, not a curated record
AACCUCAAAUGAAACGGCUCUUAAGGGGUCGUCAGCUAGACUGUUAGGCCAUUGGAUCGUUCCCCUACGUUUCUUCUGCUCUCUAAACUGAGCCCGUGGCCUUCCAAUGGCCGCGUUCCCCACCAGGGCAAGGCCCCUUGGCCUCAGCCAUUGAAGUUUCCCUUUUUCCUUAUCCGUGAACCACAGCGUCUUCUCCAACUCAUGAUCUCUCAUCGCUCGAAAUGGUAAAGCCCCUCACAAACUUGUCUCUCAUUCACCUUCAACAGCACCCUUCUUUACUGGGUUGUCGCCGUUUUCUCAGAUUUUCAUCAGCAUCUAACGCGUCUUUCUAUCCUCAAUCUUCGCCCCAAAACUUGGUCCUCAAGGUCUGUGACCUCUUGUACAAGCAUCAAUGGCAACGAAGCCCGGAACUAAACCAUUUGAGCCCUCAGCUCAAGCCCCAAGACGUGGCGAAGAUUCUUGAAGUCCACAAGGAUACGGACUCGGCCUUGCAAUUUUUUUACUGGGUUUCUAAGAAACCUUUUUACAAACACAACUUCAAUUGUUUUGUCUCGAUGUUAAAUAGGCUCGUUCAUGAAAAAAAAUUCGCACCGGCAGAUCAUGUCAGGAUUCUGAUGAUAAAAGCUUGUCGAAAUGAGGGGGAUCUUACCCGGGCAGUCAACUACUUGAACGAUGUGCGUUUGAAAGGUCUCGAGUUCAGUUUGUAUACAUUUAACACGCUGUUGAUUCAAUUAGGUAAGUUUGAGAUGCUUGGGGCAGCUCGGACUGCGUAUACUCAGAUGCUGAAUAGUGGCAUUAAACCCAGUCUUCUGACAUUCAAUACUAUAAUUAAUAUACUAUGUAAAAAGGGGAUGGUUCAAGAGGCUGAGAUGGUUUUAAGUAGUAUUUUACAGUAUGAUUUGAAUCCAGAUGUGUUUACAUAUACGUCAUUGAUUCUUGGGCAUUGUAGGAAUAGGAAAUUAGAUGCGGCAUUUGGGGUUUUUGAUCAGAUGGUGAGGCAGGGCUGUGAUCCAAAUUCUGUGACAUAUUCUACUCUUAUUAAUGGUCUUUGCAAUGAAGGUAGGGUGGACGAGGCUUUGGACAUGUUUAGCGAAAUGAUUGAUAGAGGAAUUGAACCUACAAUAUACACAUACACCAUCCCAAUUGCUUCACUAUGCGGGAUUGGCCGCCUGAAAGAGGCAAUGGAUCUCCUGGGUAAUAUGAAGAAGAGGGGUUGUUGUCCAAAUGUUCAGACAUAUACAGCUCUCAUCAGUGGCUUGUCUCGAUCAGAUAAAUUUGAGGUUGCAAUGGGUUUAUACCACAAAAUGUUGGGGGAUGGUUUGGUUCCAAAUACAGUAACAUACAAUGCCUUGAUAUAUGAAUUGUGUUUGCGUAGAAGAUUCAGCUCUGCUUUUAUGAUUUUCAAUUGGAUGGAAAAACAUGGUAGUUUUCCGAAUACUCAAACCUACAAUGAAAUCAUAAGGGGAUUGUGCUUAAUGGGUGAUAUUGAGAAAGCCAUGGUUCUUUUCAAUAAAAUGCUGAGGGUAGGUCCCUGUCCGACUGUUAUAACUUAUAACACACUCAUUUAUGGAUAUCUCAGACUGGGAAAUCUGAAUAAUGCUAUGAGAUUGUUGGCUUUGAUGAAGGAUAAUGGAUCCAAACCAGAUGAAUGGACUUAUGCUGAACUUAUUUCUGGGUUUUGCAAGGCAGGAAAGUUGGAUUCUGCUUCUACUCUUUUCCAUGAAAUGUCCGAACAGGGUUUAAGUCCUAAUACCGUUAGUUAUACUGCUUUGAUUGAUGGUCAUUGUAAGGAGGGGAAGGUAAACAUUGGAUUGUCAUUACUUGAAAGGAUGGAUAAAAAUGGUUGCCAUCCAAGUAUUGAGGCUUACAAUGCCGUUAUUAAUUGUUUUUCCAAAGCAAAUAGGUUUUCUGAAGCUGAAAAACUAUGUAAUAAGAUGGCGGAGCAAGGAUUGCUGGCAAAUGUCAUCACCUACACGACUUUGAUUGACGGGCUUUGUAGGAAUGGUGGGACUCAUCUUGCAUUCAAGAUAUUCCAUGAAAUGGGAAAAAAAGAUUGUCUGCCUAAUUUGUUUACUUAUAGUUCUCUCAUUUAUGGUUUAUGCCAAGAAGGCAAAGCUGAUGAAGCAGAAAUAUUACUGGGGGAAAUGGAGGAGAAAGGUUUGGCUCCUGAUGAGGUGACAUUUACCUCACUAAUUGAUGGUUUUGUUAUGCUGGGUAGGCUAGACAGUGCAUUUUCGCUUCUUCAGCGAAUGAUUGAUGUGGGUUGUAAGCCCAACUACAGAACUUACAGGGUGUUGGUAAAAGGAUUGGAAAGAGAGCAUCAGGUGCUUGAAGAAAAAGUUGUGGUCCAACAUGAUGUGGCUUAUAGUUGCAGUUCUGAUGAAAAGGACAUCAGCUUUGAAAUGGUAUGCAAUCUCUUAGUCAGAAUGUCUGAUACUGGUUGUGAAGCCACUCUUGACACCUAUAGCACUCUAAUAUCUGGUUUGUGCAGAGAAGGCAGGACUUAUGAGGCAGAUAGGUUGCUUAAAAUCAUGGAAGAGAAAGGCUUGUGUCCUAAUGAAGAGAUCUCUUAUUGUCUAUUAAUUGCUUAUUGUAAGAAUUUGAAGUCCUGGUAGAUGGAUUGUUGAAGGAGGAGAAAUUAGAUCUAUGCAUGAAGCUUCUUCACAUUAUGGAGUCUAGGAAUCGUUCUCUCACCUUCCAGACCUAUGUUAUCUUGGCCCGGGAGCUAUCCAAUGUUGGAAAGUAUGUUGAAACGUACCCAUUGGCUGAUAAAUUGAGAGCUUUGAUGGAUGUUUCAUGAGUUGAAGAAAUCGUUCUCUCACCUUCCAGACCGAUGUUAUCUUGGCCCGGGAGCUAUCCAAUGUUGGAAAAUAUGUUGAAAUGUACCCAUUGGCUGAUAAAUUGAGAGCUUUGAUGGAUGUUUCAUGAGUUGAAGUUUUGUCUAUUGUAUCAUAGCACACAGAAUGAUGUGUUAUACCCAGAAAGACAGAUCAUUGAGUACUGAUUGAAACAACAAUUUUCCAGCCUGAGGUGCAAAUGAAUUUUUCCAGCUGUAAGCACCUCAAAACUCCAUCAAAUAAAUGGUACACUGACUGUUCCUGAAGCAAAAAAUCAGUAAGCAAAGAAACUUUUGGUUUAAUAGUGGAAGGAAACGAUCUUUUUAGUACCAGGUAUACCACCUUGCAGUGCCGAUGCAUGGCUUUCAGAUCCUGAGCAUGACAAGGUUUGAAGGUACACUUCAUACGAUGCUAAAGCAGAUUUUUUUUUUUUUUUUUUGUAUUUUAUGUUAUUAAAUGUUCAUUCAUUUAAUUAAAUAUUCAUCAAUAAAAAUAGUUACUGUACACAUUCUUUUCAAUUCAUAAUUUCAUUGUUGAUUUUUUUUUUUUUUUUUUCAAUUUGAUUUAUGAUUACAUAACUGUUAUUUUGUAACUUAACAGAAACUUCCAGUUUCCAGGGAGAGCCAAGUGAUUGGAAAUAUGGGGCUUGGAAUACUGUAGUAACUAUGUAUAGUUGCAUCGAGUUCCUGCAGCUGCCUCCUUAAAUUUUCUGUAAGUGAUGGGGGCAUAUUUAUAAAUAAACCAAUUUUGAGGUGUCUUAUCAUGGUCAUCUGAUUGAAUGAGUUCUGAUCUUAUAAAUAGUUGAUUUCAAUUCAACAUUCCAAUUAUUUUGGAAGUAUUGAAUAAGCACCAAUCUUACAUGUGUUGAUAUUAUUUGGAAGAUAAUGGUGCCAGUCCUAAGGCGGUCCAGUAGGGGCAAUAGUUCCCAUUUUGUCCCAUGUGUAUAUUUUUAAUGUAUUACUCUUUUUUUUCCCCUUGUAAUAUGUAUAUAAAAUUAACCUUUAACAUUAUAUUGAAA